UACAAUAGCAACAAAUAUUUGGCAGCCUACAAGGAUUUGUAAAACGGAUUCAUCAAAGUUUCAAUAAUAUCCAUGAUUUACAUAAAAAGUAAAUCUGAAAAUAACUUAUGGUUGGAAAUCAACAAGAAAGGAGAAUUGACGAAGGAAUUAAUUGUGUUGUUUAUUUUUACCUUUUCUUAUGGCACUGCUGUAAAUUUGCAUCACUAUACUUUUCGAUAUUGGGGUUAUUCAGUUAGAAGAUGUGAAAUACCUGUCCUAGAAGACAGUUUCAAUUUUGAUCAAGUUUUAGAUAUUUCAACCUAUGGAGUUACACCCGAAGUAAGAUUUCCUGGUUCUAUAAUCUACUGCAAAUAUGCUGAUAGAGAUUAUAAUAGUUUAUUAAAAAGCAAUAAUAAUAAUUACGAGUCCAUAAUGAAAUCUUUACGAAUCGAUAAAACUCCUUUCAACGAAAAGACGUGCGCUUAUAAAAUAAAAGAGCGAAGACUUGAACCACAAUUGUCCCUUCUAUCGAAAUCGUUUCAAAAUAUUUUCGAUGAGAGAAACAAAACGUGUAAAGACUUCAAAUAUUACAGAAUCACACAAAAAAGUCAGUUUCUGGGCGUAAUUUUUGGUGCGCUAUCAAUGUCCACAUUGGCUGACAGAUAUGGGCGACGCCCAAUAUUUAUUGGUUGUUAUAUUUGUGAAUUCCUGGGACUUCUUUUGUUCUUUGUACCUUUUGUUUCAUGUAUGAUUUUGGGUAAUUUCUUAACUGGUAUUGGACUAUACGGAUUUUUAGUACUUUACAUCAUUUUAACAGAGCGAUGUGACAGAAAAAGAAGACUUAUAUUGGGAACAAGUGUCUUAGUUUGUAUCCCGCUUUCCAAAAUUAUCGGUGUUAUAAUAGAAGUAGUGGGAAAUAAAUGGAUGUAUCCCAUCAUUACAAGUCUAACCAUCUUAACAAUAAUAGCCCCUGUAAUACACUGGUUUGUGGAUGAGCCUCCUAAGUAUUUAAUGUACAGCGGCCGAGUACAGAAAUGUAUCAAAGUGUUGGAAAAAUACGGUUACCGAAGAGACACUGCGUCGAAUGUACCAAAGAUGCCUGUCAUUAGCACAACUUUUAUUGCGACGCGUUUUUUUCAUGCAAAACUUAGAGCAAGACACGCGUACUCGUUCUUUUUAUCGUAUUUACUUAGCAUUGUUGGCGUUAUACACGAAACCCACGCAGUAAUUACUGGUAAAUUUGAUAUGACUGUAGCCAAUAUUCUAACCGGAAUAUUCGAAUGCAUCCACAUAGGAAUAAUGUGCUUCAUAAUUUCUCGAGAUUUGUACGGAAGGAAGGACUUCAUAUUCACUUUUUUUCUGACAAUGACGCUAACUCAUAUGUUCGUUUUCGCCCAAUACGAUCGUACAGAAUUAUUUAUAUCGGUAUUAUUUUUAUUCGUAUAUUCUUUGGGACACGCGGGACUCUACUUCCUGCUCUUUUACUACAUGGAGCUGUACCCAACCCGCAUCCGAGUUUCCUGCUUGUGCCUGAACGUUUUAGGAAUAUCUUUCGGAGUUCUGACCAGCAUUGGUUUAUCCUCAUUGAAUUUGGACCCUUUAGCUACUGUAUUUUUCCCAGAAUUUGUAGCAUCGACUAUAUGCUGGCUAAUGUCCUGCUUUGCCUGUGAAACAGUAGGAAUCGAUAUACCCGACAAUUUAAGAGAAACUCCUUGAUUAUAAUUAACUUCAACAUUUUGACGACGGAGUGCAUCCUAUGACCAACAACCCCUAAACCUUCAGAACAGCAUGCUGCUUAAAAGGCAAAUACACUUUGCCACCAAAAGCAUCUAUUAAAGCUUAAAAACUUUCUCACUCUGCAAGAGGCAGACGGAAACGAUUAUAAAAGACAGUAGCGUAACGUGGGGGGCGCAAAUGUGGACGGCAAAUUUAAGCUUCGCCCUGGGUGGAAGUAAUUCACGCUACGCCACUGAUAAAGGGAAAAUGAAAGCUUUGUGGAAUAUAAAAUUGGGCAGCAACUUUGCCACCAAGCAAACGGGGAAAGUAUAAAAAUCCUACCUUAGUAUCACGGCGCCGAUCGAACGACUUAAAAAGAAAGAAAAUCGAAUCGAAAAACACUAAAAUACGAUCACUACUACUACUUUUUUCGUAUACUGUGGCAACUUCCAUCUUGCCAAAACCCCCGCACUUACGCACGGUACUGUACGCACUCCCGCCACAAAAACCUUUCACAACCCGACUGAAAAAUUCCCUAAAAAAAAACAAACCGGACCGAGAGACCGAACGCGACCUGAAAAAAAGCCCUACAUUAAUACACCCCCGAGGUGUCGCGACCCGGAGUGUCACUACGAAUGUCCAGUCACUAACAAACCGGCGAAUGCAAAAAAAAAUACAUAUUACAACAAUAUAAACGGUUUAAAAAAUUGCAGCCCUACAAGUACCUCCUUGAUAAAAAUUUGACUAUUCAACUACCACUGAUUGGAAUUUAAUUACCUGUAUGUCUCGACUUACAAGAGGCAAGCAGAGACUUCCAAAGUUAAACAAAAUUUAUGGGAAUAUGAAACUGGG
Messenger RNA from Agrilus planipennis (emerald ash borer), 2547 nucleotides. Its product is annotated as solute carrier family 22 member 16-like. Gene Ontology annotation, molecular function: transmembrane transporter activity. Bases 73 to 1695 code for a protein of 540 amino acids. The record is from RefSeq and is a predicted model, not a curated record. Gene Ontology annotation, cellular component: membrane. The transcript has 13 exons. Gene Ontology annotation, biological process: transmembrane transport. Lineage: Eukaryota; Metazoa; Arthropoda; Insecta; Coleoptera; Buprestidae.